AUGUAAUUACUAAAUUAAUUCAUUUUACUAUUUUUCUUCAUCUUUUAACAGAUAGAAGGAUAAUAUCUAAAUUUAUUAAAUCCAUUACAUUAAAUCUCUAAUCGCACCUUUAAUAGAGUUGAUUAUAAUUGGUAUUAUCCUUAUUGCUUAAUUUAUGGAUUUUAUUCUAAAUAUAAUCCUUUAAGCAAUAUUAUAUAAUUAGGAAACAUUGGAAUUUUAGACAGCAAUUGCUAUCAUAUUUAUAGUAUCAAAGAUUAAACAUCAAAUAAUAUCAACUUUCUACAAUAUGAUUGUAUUGAUUAUGAGAAGAAAUAAAUUGAAAAGGCAUAUAUAUUUAUAGGAGACGACGGUUAAAUUUACAAACAUUCAUAUUAAAUGAACAUUUUUGAAUAUGAAUCAUAUUGGUACUUUUUGGGCAUAAUAAUUAAUAUUGUUGAAUAAAAAGUUGUUAUAAUUUUAUUCCAAAAUGAUAAGGAGUAAAAUGCUUAAGAAUAUAAUAUUAGAUAUCCAUUUUAUGAUGUAAAUUUAAUAUUAUUUUGUGGUGGAGAUUUAUAAUUAUAUCCCAAUUAAACUCUUUUUAAUGCAUCAAUAUCUAAGCUUUCUUAUUUUCCAGGAAGCUUAAAAUAUUAUGAUAUAUAUUACAAUACUAACAAGGAAUCUUGUUAGAUAUCAGAAUUUUAAUUAUUAUUUGAAGAUUUUAAAUUCGCUUGCUAAUGCAAUUUGAAACCAGCUUCAUAUCCUGAUUAUAUUUUUUCAAAACUGAGUUAGGAAUAGUUAAUAUCUUAAAAUUAGAAUUGCGACUAAUUCAAUUUUUAGACAUGGAUUAGAAUUAAAGAAAUAGAUAACUAUUUUACAGAAAUCUAUUAUAAAUCAAUAAAGAUAUCAGGUAAUUUUUUAAAUCCAAAAUUAUCUACUGAUGAUUUAUCUGCGUUUUAACUCUAUUAUAGAUUGACUGAAAGCAUAAAUCAGAUUAUCAUAACUACUUAUAGUUACACCUUCCCAUCUGUAAAUAUCAAUUAAUUUGAUCAUCCUUUUUUAAUUACCAAAAUAUUCGAUAUAGAUAUAGACAUAAAAUUAUGGCAUUUUUUAAGAGUUUAGAAAAGCCAUAAUUCUAUACAAGUAUAAAUAAACUUUUACUAAGGAAAAAAUAUUAAAGAAUAUUCUUUUGAGAGUUUUGUUAAUCAUUUUAAUUUGGUAACAUUUAAAAUAGGUCGAGGUAAUUUGUUGUAGAGUUCCAACUAUUUUUCAAUCUAAUUUGUAAAAAUGGUUUUUUAUAAUUGUGAAACUGAAAUUAAUUUAGAAAUAUGUCAUCUAUCCUGUUUUGAAUGUAAUGGUCCAACUAAAUUUGAUUGUUUGUCUUGUGAUCCCUCAACAAAUAGAAUGUAUAAUGAAAAAUAGAAUUCUUGUUUUUGUGCUUAUGGAAAAAUUGAAUUAGAUGGAAAAUGCACAGAUUAUUCAGCAUUUUAAUUAACUAUUUCCUAAGUAAAUAAGAAUGAAUUCAAGUGUUCCUAUGGGUAUUUUGAAUAUGAAGAUCAAUGCUGGAAAUGUCCUUCUAAAAUACGAAAAAAUUUAAUAACUUGUAUAGAGUGUAUUACAAACCCAAAAACUUGGAUUAACAAUCCAUAUUGUUAAUAUAAUUAUGUAACUGAUAAUGAUAAUAGGCCUUUUACAAAACAAGAUUAUGGGAUAGAAAGGAACAUUUUUGAUGGAGUGGAUUUAAAAUAUAGAGAGAAUUAAGAAUAGGAUUAAGAUAUUUAUAAAGAUUACUUAUAGACUUUUGAUCAUUUUUCAAACUUUUGUUCUAACUGCAAAAUAGAUGUAUAUAGGAAAAAAUGUUUCAUUUUUAUUAACUGUGUAGAAUGCUAAAUUGAAAUUUCCAGACCUAGAUGCAUCAAAUGUGUAAUGAACUAUAAAUUAUCAGAUGGAGUUUGUUUAAUCAAAAACCUAAUACAAACCUCAUCAUAUAUAAUCUGUUAAACUCCUUAUUAUUAAACAUAUUAUUAUACCUGUAUUUUAUGUCCUAUAGAGAACUGUCUUUAUUGUUUUGAUUUUGUAAAGGAUGAUAUUUAAAAGAACACUAUACUAUACAAAUUUUUAAAUAAUAUAAUUAAUGCAAAUGAUUAAGAAGUAUUAGUAGGUUGUGCAUAAUGUUACGAAGGAUUUCUUUAUGAUUUCACUCUACAAAAAUGCAUUCCUCGAUAACCAUAAAUCUAAAAUUGUCUUAGUUCAUUUGUGAAUUAGCAAGGUAAAGAGCUCUGUAUUUUAUCAACUAUAUAGGAUUUUACAGUUGCUCCUUAAAUAAUUAAUUGUUAAAAUAUUAUUUAAAAUUGUAGGUAAUGUUUUAGCAACAUUUAAACUAUUCUAAAAUGUGUUAUUUGUGAGGAAGGAUAUUACUCCUCUGAUGACACAGGACUUUGCUACGCCAUUUUCUAUGAUGAAGUUCUUCCGAAAACUAAUAGUGUUACUUUUAUUAGGUUUUCUGAUUAAAAUAUUUGGAGGCAUCUGGUUCAAAGUUUCUCUUUGCAAUUUUCUUAAAACAAUUAUCCUUAUCUUUUUACUUAAUUUUAUCUAUUUAGUAUUGAAUGUAAAGAAGGAUAUUCAGUAUUUAAAGGAGAUUGUAUAAAAUAUUGUGAUUAAAAUUGCUAAAAAUGUGAAUAUGACAAAAUAUCAGAAAGAUAUACCUGUUCCUUAUGCCUCUUAGAUAAUUACAAUGAACCCUAUAAGGUUUAAGAAAAUGGAAUGUGUUUAAUUUGCCCUUCAUUAUGUUAGGUAUGCCAGAUUCGAUCUGAUGAAAGCGUUAUGAGUUUAAAUCCUAAUUACAUAAUUAACAAAAUAAACACUUAAUAUACAACAUAGUGCAUAAAAAGUAUCUCGAACUCAAAUGUUGAUAUUAAUCCAUAUCUUUAAAUUGCUCAUUAUGUUUAUGAUCAAAACUAAACAGCUUUUGAAUAUUAAGUAAGAAUAAAUUAUAAAUCAAGACAAACUAUUCCUGCCAACAUUAUAUUUAUUUCACCGAUAAUUUUUCUUUCUUCUACUAUGAGAAAAUAAUAAUUCAUUUUAAAAUUAGAAUUUGAUUAACCAUGUACUGAAUAAGAAAAUCGAAUUAUUAAUUAUUUUAAAGCUAAAGUAUUUUCAAUUCAAUUAUUAAAACUCGUAUUAACAGGUAUUCAAUAAGUGGAAGGAUUAUUUGCCAUAGAUAACUUUAAUUCUAUAGAAUUCAGUAACCUACUUAUUAAUCUAGAGAAUAACCUAUUAUUUCAAAUUAACAACUAUGGAGAAGGAGUAGAUUAUAACUUUUAAAAUUGCAGCUUUUUCGGAAAUCAAUAAAAAUUCGUAUAAUUUACAAUCCCUAUGAUUAUCAAUCAUAUCUUUUUCACUUAAAAUGUAUCAAUCUCUAAAGUCAAUAUUGAUAACUCGGUUAUAUUUUAGAUAAAUUCAACUACAUAAAAUGAAAAUAUUUUGAUAGAUGUCUUUUUCUUGAUGGAUUGUAAAAUGAACAAUACUACUUUAUUCUAAUUUAAUAUUAACUCAAAAAAAAUUGUAAUUGAGAACCUUCUUAUAGAGCGAUGUGAAUUUCACAAUUUUACACUUCUUAAAAUUUAACAAUAAACUUAUUCGUCAAAAAUAAUAAUAAGAUUUAUUAAAAUUAAGAAUUCAAUAUUUUCAAAUUCUACUUUGAUAGAUAGUAAUGAAAAUAAUAUGCUAUUUAUUUACUCUUUUUAAAUGAUUGAAAACUAGAUUUUUAAUUCACAGCUAAUAAGAUUUAGUAAAGAUCUCUUCAGCUUUAACCUAAUAUUUAUAUCGAAUUUGUUUAAAGAAUCUAUUUUAUUUGAAAAAUUAUUCUCAAAAAAUUAUUAGUAUGAAGUCAAAUUAGAAGAUAUAGAGGUUUCCACUAAUAACUACUCAAAUUUUUAAAUACUUGUUAUUGAUUAAACAAAAAUACCACCUACUCAAAUUGAAUUAACAAACUUAGUUUUUUAGGAUAAUAAUCAUCUUUUAAUUGAAAUUGAAGAUUAUUUAUUUAAAUUCAGUAGCUCUAAUAUAUUGAUUUAGAAUGCAUUACUAAUUAAUACUUUCCGUAACAGAUUCUUUUAUUUAUUCAACAUUUCUCAAAUUUAGUUUAAGAAUAUUACUAUGUAGAAUGAAAUUUUAAAAUAUAGGAUUCCCCUUCAUUAAGAUUGUGCCACUAAUACCAAUUAACAUUCAAAAUUAUUAUUUGUCAAAGGAUUUUAGAGUCUUUAUUUGGAUUUGAUCAAAGUUAUUAAUUAAAUCACUCUAGAUUAAUCUGUUAUUGAAAUUCAAUCAAAUGAUCCAUUACUAAAUGAAGAAUUUGAAACAAUUACUAUUUAAAAAUGUCAUUUUUAUUCAAAACAUUUUGAUGAAAAUAAAUUCAGGCAAUUUUUUUUCAAUUAUUUCAAUCUAUUCAAAUAAAGGCUAAUAAAUUCAUUUUAAGAAUAUAUUAUAUUAGUAGAAUUCCUAUUAUUAAUACAUUAUAGAUCCAUCAUAUUCAUCUGCAAGUUUGUUGUUUAUUAACUCUAUUAAUAGCACCAUUCUAUUUAAUAAUAUUUAGUGUUUUGA
This is a messenger RNA of Paramecium tetraurelia, 4578 nucleotides long. RefSeq lists its product as uncharacterized. NCBI's taxonomy places the organism in Eukaryota, Ciliophora, Oligohymenophorea, Peniculida, Parameciidae. The transcript is spliced from 4 exons. The record is from RefSeq and is a predicted model, not a curated record.